AUGGCCGAGUCAUUGGAUCGAAAAAAUUGCACUGAAAAGGUCAUUGCUCAGUCAAGCGAGCCCGCCAGACCGCAGGAUGGCAAGGACGGCCAGUCUGUUGAGGCUGGCUCUGACUCUGGCUCUGUUUUGGCUUGGGUGCGGGUGGUUGAGCGCGGCGAGCUCUCGCCUCACGAUGUAGCGCAGAGGCUGGAUCAAGGUCAGGGUGAUGACGUGCAUCUCAAGCCCUACUUGGACAGCAUUUUGGCCUUGCCUACCUUUCUCCUCGACCGCCUGCAGCUUCUUGCCCCACCACGAUCAUCCGCACCAAGCUCUCCUGUGCGAGCUGGGAGCCGAACUACAGCACGCACUGCGAGCCUCCCUCGACAUGGGGUGGCCACGCAAUGCAAGCCGCUUCAAACCAGCAAUAGCGAAGCUGGCAUUGCGCCCGACCCCAUCUCUGGUCCACGGCGGCGUGUCCCCACAAAGCGCUUGGUCCCGCAGCCUUUAGUUGGUCCCGAACGCGAUGUCACAUCGACGCCUGUCACGAAAAAGGACGCACGAAUAGCACCCAUCCCCGCAGAGUCUGACUUUCCCUCAUUGCAAUCAACAACCUCUCAGCGCAGUGGGCGCCAAACUUCCUCUCGCUCCAAGCCCCACGCGUCUGGCAACUUGUCCGGCUCCGGAGCAACGGCCGAUAGGCUUCCGGCGGCCCCACCGGCUGCCAGUCCCUGGUCUCGCACCAAGUCUGCAGGGACCACUUCACACACCUUUGACGUGGCUACGGCUAGGCCAGGUGCAACUCGUACCGUGUCUGUGAAAACCAGGUCGAGUAUGUCAAAUUCACGCCAGGGUUGUGACAGUGGUGGGACCACCGUAACUUCCCCUGCCCGAGUCACGAAUGCAGACGCAGCCCGGUCAUACUCUGGUGGUUCUCUUCCAGCCAUGGCAGAGACCACUCAGGAGAUUGGCCUUUCUGAGGCAGACUUUCGCUUAGCAGUCUUGCUUGGUGAGAUUGGGGCUUUGGUACUGGCGAAGUAUCGCCCACAGCUCCAUCCUGGGAUCGGCCGCGAAAUGCAGGUGCUGAGCCAGGUCGCGCGGGCUUGUCUCGAGGCUCUACGCUUGGCUCCUGCCUUGGAUGCUGCCGAGUCCAACUCAGCAAUUGUCGCAUCCGCAACCCAGUCUGGCAUUACGCCCGAUGAGGCUCAGCGCUGGGUGCCUGCAUUUAUGGUGACAUGCACCGUGGCUCUCUUAGCGCGCUUUCCUCGAUUGCUACAUGCACUGGGCGUCGGGUUUUGGCCUGCGGUUGAGGCCCAACUGAUUUGUUUCACUCCACGUCUGCAGCAGCGCCUGCGUGCUCUUUGGCCGAUUGCCUCUGAAAGGUCGAGCAGUGACGAGGGCUUGGCUACGCAGCUGGUGCGUCAUUUCGGCUCUUCCAUGGCUGGCCUCGCUGAGCAUUCUUCUUUGCCUCUCAACUCUUGCUCCUCGGUUUUUUCUUUUUCAAAUCUCAUUGUGGUGUUGAAUUUCUGUUGUCUGCAGACGAGUGCCUUUACGACUGUGGAUCCCCUGGCUCAGCUUUUAUUGCACGAGUCUCAGCAGGAGGUGGAUAAGUGGCUGCCCGUGCUACAGAGUUUGUACGAGGGCUACUGUCUGGCCACGGCAGACCAGCAUCGUGGCCACCAAUCUGACUUGCGCUCGUGGCGGCUACGCGCGGAGCAGGGCAAGGCUCAAGGCAAGCUCGAUAGCUGGGCUCAAGAAUGCUGGCAGCAACUGCGGGACUGCAAGCUUGCCUGGAUGUCGGCCGUUGCACGAGGCUUGCUGCUAAUGAUGCAGGACUCUUCGCUGUUGCUGCCGACUGAGAUGCGACACCGGGCCAUAGAACGACAACGGAUACGCUUUGAGUCGGCGCGCUUCCACAUUGUCUUUUCCUUUGUGCCAGAUUUGGUGGAUGUGCUUGGGUCGCUGGAAUUGCGCGACUUUCUCAGCCGGGAGCUUAUGGUGGCGCUCGAAGAGGCAGCGCGACGCACGGCACGGGAUCGUGAUUUGGUGACCGGCUUUAAUUUUCUUUUUUUUGGCGGCCGCGUGCUGGCGCAGCUCGUCUAUCGCACUUUGGCACGUCCUCUGCACCCAACAGCCCAGGAGCGAGUCGGCAUGGAAUUGCGGGAUCCGCUGUCUUUGUGUGUGCGCCUAGAGCGGGCGCAUCAAGAGCGCUGCCUUGUUGCCUGUUUGUGUUGGACCGUGUCUUGCGUGCAGUACUUGGCUGGGCCGGGAACGGCUCUCUGGCAUGGCUGCCCUGAAGUUUUGCAGGCCAUAGGCUUGCUCGUGCGAUUGGAGCGAGCUACCUCGCGCUUCGCUGAGCCCAUGCCACACGGUUCGCUACCCAUGUUGUUCGCCCACAUGCUGCUUGGAGAAACCUUGAGCCACCCACGGCUGGAGCGAUUGGUGACUCAAGCCCGCACAAGCGUGUGUGAGGCGCCCCCACUUUUGGUGCAGCUGGAACACUAUCAUUUUGUUGAUGCGCGACUUCCCGGGCAGUGGCGCAGCGACGGUGAGCUGUCCGCAGCGCUGAGGUCCAUUACGCAGCCCAUCCAAGGUCCAAGCAACGAGAAGGUAAUCAACCCAGAGCGUGUAACGGAUCGAGACAAGGCGGCGGGCAGCAAACCCCCCUUGUUGCAGCGCAAGCUGGGUCAGGUGGUGACGGUGCCUUCCAUAGAGGGGCAAAUGACAACGCUCAUCCAGACCAUUACGUAUGGAGUGGUGCAGAAGGUGCAGCUCUGGCUGCAGUCGUCAUGUCCAUCCAUUCGUGAGGGACACACAAUGGCGGGCUCUGACACUUCCGUGUUUCGGUCUUUGACCAACGAGAUCAACGUUGCUGGUGUUCUGCGUUGGACUUGGCGCAUGGUCGACCGUCAGCCCACUCUGGUCGCAGCCACGGCCAUGGGUGCUUUUGGUGUCCUGCUGGUGGCUGCAACUUCCUCCGAGAACGGCUUCACGCAAAAGGAUGACCAAGGUCGCUACGGCUCUCUCAUCCAGCGUCGUGUGCCCACCUGCAUCGGCAACCUGUUUGAUAUCCAUCGAUGGCUCGUCGAUCGCAUUGAUGUCUUUGGGUGCCGUUCUUGCGUCAAAUCAGGUGAUACAGCCGAGUCACAGGGUCUGAUCCCGCGCCUGUGCCGCGCUUUGUUUGAGCGCAUUGAUAAGGAGAAAGGCUCUGAUCAUGUUUUUAACGUUGAAGUCUCGUACCUGGAGAUCUACAACGAGAAGCUCUCCAAGAUCAAUCUGGUCGAUCUCGCUGGCAGCGAGCGGGCUUCUAGCACUGGCGCGACAGGGGAUCGGCUCAAGGAGGGUGCCAACAUUAACAAGUCCUUGACUGCCUUGGGCAAGGUGAUCAGUGCGCUGGCAGACGCCAGUACGAGCCAGGCCUCAGCAACCUCGAAUUCUACCGCUUCAGGCUCCAGCGGCAAAAAGAAGAAAAAGAAAGGCAAAAAAGGCCACAAGAACACCGGCGGCCCCAUUGUGCCUUAUCGUGAAUCGGCUUUAACCUGGUUGCUCAAAGAAUCUUUGGGCGGUACCCUUCGCUAUGCCAAUAGCGCCAAGCAGAUUGUUUGUCGUGCCAUUGUCAAUGAAGACCCAACUGCCAAGAUGAUCCGCGAACUCAAGGAGGAGGUGCAGCGUCUCCAAAGCAUGGUCAAGAAUGGGGCACCGGGGUCACCCAAGCGUCCCUCUCCCAAGGCUGAGGCGCAUGGGAGCGGCGAAGACAGCGACGAAGAGGAAGUGGAUUCGGAAGAUGCGGUUGAACAGCUUGCCGUGACCGAAAAGCUAAUGAAGGAACUGACCACCCCAUGGGCGGAGCGGCUGGAAUACGCCGAUCGUCUGCGCUCUGACCGCGAUCAGAUUCUCAAGGAAAUGGGCGUCAAAGUGGACGAGGGUGGAACAGCGGUCGGGCUCAGCAGCCCCCAAAAGCAGCCCCAUCUCAUGAAUCUUGGCGAAGCUUUGGAUGAGGAGGAGUACCUGUUGUACUAUCUGCAGACGGAUCGUACCAGAAUUGGUGCGGCCGAUGAUAACGAUGUCACCCUGAUGGGCGAUGACAUGCAAGAUCACCACUGCGAGAUCUGGGCGCAGCACGACUGUUUCUUUCUGGUGCCUACAGCCCAAAACGUGGCUCUCAAGCUCAAUAAGACGGUCUGCAGCACACCUGUGUUCUUGACCACGGGUGCAUUGCUGCACAUGGGGGCGGAUCACAUGUACCGUUUUGUGCAUCCAGCGCAAGCCCGCCUCCUCCGGGACGCGGGCAUCAAAAGCAAGCGGCAGGCCGUGGACGCAGCCAAGCCUGAGGCAGAUGAUCUGCUGCGCCUGCAUACCGAUGAGAAGCGCCUGGUGACAGCUAACUGGGUCGAGAGCAUUUUGGGCCGGGAGCUCGAAGGCGAGGAUGAGGCACCAGGAAUGGAGUUGGAGGCGCUUUACACGUUGGCACUGGAGGCUGCCGCAGCCAAAAAGACCGAAACCGAGGAUGAGAGCGUGCCAGAGGCCAGCCCCCUUGAGGCUGAUUUUGCGUUGGCACUAAAUUGUUUGGCUUUGUUGCAGCGAUUGGUCGUUGAGCACGAGGACCAGAGCGCAGGCACGUUGCGGCUGAAGCUUGCAGCACGGCCCACGCAGCGUCGCAAGCGUGUGCUGCCUUCCCCCAAAAUGGCCAGCGCCAAAGCAAGCGCGGCUCAAUCUGAGGAUGCAGGCGAAGCCAGCCCAUCACCCACACCCGCCCGGACAUUGCCAACGCCCGCGGCCACAUCAGUGAUGACGGCUCCAAACUCAGACGCUCAAGGGAGCAGUGCCGUCGCUACUGCAGAGCACGCAUCUGCUGCGAAGGGCGCCGUAUCGGCGGGCUCUCCAUCAGGCUCGGAGGUGUCCGCCGAACAAAAUGUUACGAGCCUCUUUGAUCGAAUUUCAAAUAAGGCUGUUUCAGCGCUCCCGCCUGCGUCUGCAGCCCAAGCUGAUAGUGGCUCCGUGGCGCCCGACACUGAAGCCACUGAAGCUGAGGCGACCGUGAAUCCCCUGGAUCGUCUGACCACAUCACAGGCCGAUCGCUGGCUUCGUGCACAAUCAGAAGCAGGCACAAGCUUUUGGACGCAGGGAUUGUCCGGCUUUGCUGGGCUCUCCGAUCAAGCCGGGAGCCUGCUGGACAAGUUUUUGGCGGAAAACAGCGCCACGGAGGCAGGCGACUCGGAAGAUGCGCGGCGUCGUGCUGCUCUGGAACGCAUGAGCGCUGUGGCUCGGGAGCGUGCCAACCAACAAGGCGACGAGGGCAACAAGGCCUCGGACUGUGCUGUUAUCAUGUGA
Messenger RNA from Monosiga brevicollis MX1, 5307 nucleotides. RefSeq lists its product as uncharacterized. Gene Ontology annotation, cellular component: microtubule; kinesin complex. Bases 1 to 5307 code for a protein of 1768 amino acids. The transcript is spliced from 12 exons. Gene Ontology annotation, biological process: cytoskeleton-dependent intracellular transport; microtubule-based movement. Gene Ontology annotation, molecular function: microtubule motor activity; ATP binding; microtubule binding. Lineage: Eukaryota; Choanoflagellata; Craspedida; Salpingoecidae. The record is from RefSeq and is a predicted model, not a curated record.